This is a messenger RNA of Otolemur garnettii (small-eared galago), 3643 nucleotides long. RefSeq names its product myeloid associated differentiation marker (gene MYADM). Gene Ontology annotation, cellular component: plasma membrane; cell-cell junction. The transcript is spliced from 5 exons. The coding region runs from base 1371 to 2339 and encodes 322 amino acids. Lineage: Eukaryota; Metazoa; Chordata; Mammalia; Primates; Galagidae. The record is from RefSeq and is a predicted model, not a curated record.
AUCUACAGUUCCUGGCAUGGAGCUUCUAAAACCUAUGCAAUUUUUCUGAGUGAUUGAGGUGAGAAGAAAAUCUGUUAUUAUUCAUAAUAAGCCCCUUCCAGGUACAACUGCCUUUCCACUAAUUUCUGACUUUUGCUGGGCCCUGAGUGGCUUCAGGAUAAGGGUUCAUAGAUCAGAUGACCACUUUGCCAAUCUCUGUCAGCCUCUUUCCUGAGUCUCUGUAGGGCUCUUUCAUAAGCAAAGCAGCUGAGACAUGAAUUUUCCUCCCUGAAGCUUUGCCAGCUAUGUCACUGAUGCAUGCCUACCUCAUUGGCAGCAGUAGCUGCUGAGCCUCCAAUGUGGUGCAGUGUUCUAGGAAGGCCAGCCAAAUACCUGGUCACCUGAGGAUUUCACUGGACCUCUUUCACCAUGGAUUGGGCAAUGAGUUUUUCCUUCUUAGAGUAAAUAACUCUGGGCUUGUUAUUUGCUUUUCUUGCCCUUUGCACUUCUGCCAACAGCAGCCUCUGUGUAUGCACUGAAUGGGCCUAUUCACCACCACGUUCACCCAUACAAUAUUGCUUCUGAUCAAGGAACUCAGUUUACUAGGACGUGGUGUGGGGGGUGGUGUCCAUGUACCUCAACGUAGAACAGAGGCACAGCCUGUUUGAGACUGGGUUACAGUGACAGGUUGGAGACAACAUCUUUGGGGUCAGGGUGCUGUCCUACAGGAGGAGUAAACACUCAGACCUAGUGGCACACACACGAUGCCAGGUUACACAGCCCUGGGAACUCAAGAGUGCCAUUCCUCAAAACAACACCCAUUGAGUCAGAAUGUUUGCUUCCUGUUCCUGCCACCCUGAACUUUACCACCAAGGGUUCCAGUGCCUGAAGGGGGACUGCUUCCACUACAGGGCACAACAGCAGUAAGUUAUACUUCGGCGGACCCGCCCGCCUUGAGAUCCGCCCUCCGGCCCCUCCCUCCUCCAGCGUCGGGCGCCGAGGCCACUCCGGACCCCUUCCCACCCUUUCCUUAACUGCUCGCUCGGCCUCCACCCCGGGGCUUGGACUCAAAGCUGUCUCAGUGGUGAUCCGGUGUGUCACCCAGCGGCAACAGCUAGGGAACGCGUGGUUAGCUCUGCGUCUCGGAGCGUCCGCUUCCGCCACUAGGCCCCGCCCAGCAGCAGCCUCCGGGAAGGCCGCACCCGGGACGACUGCAGACCGCGGAACCCAAAAGACAGAGACCCUAGGCCUCAAACCGCAUUAAACUGAGGGGCCUGGUACCCCGAUCUGCUGCGACUCAGGUGCUCUUACCAGCCUUAUCCAGGUGUGGAACUUAGUCCGUGUCCACAGCCAGAUCUUUCUCCGUGGGUUCCUCCGCUAAGGCCGCUGCCAUGCCGGUGACAGUGACCCGCACAACCAUCACGACCACCACGUCGUCCUCCUCCGGCCUGGGGUCCCCAGCCAUCGUGGGGUCUCCUCGGGCCCUGGCACAUCCCUUGGGCCUCCUCCGCUUGCUGCAGCUGCUGUCCACCUGCAUAGCCUUCUCACUGGUGGCCAGCGUGGAUGCCUGGACAGGGCCCAUGGGUAACUGGUCCAUGUUCACCUGGUGCUUCUGCUUUGCCGUGACCCUGGUCAUCCUCAUCAUCGAGUUAUGUGGGCUCCAGGCCCGCUUCCCCCUGUCUUGGCGCAACUUCCCCAUCACCUUUGCCUGCUACGCAGCCCUCUUCUGCCUCUCAGCCUCCAUCAUCUACCCAACUACCUACGUCCAGUUCAUGUCUCACGGCCGAUCUCGGGACCACGCCAUUGCCGCCACCUUUUUCUCCUGCAUCGCUUGCGUGGCUUACGCCACUGAAGUGGCCUGGACCCGGGCACGGCCCGGUGAGAUCACUGGCUACAUGGCCACUGUGCCAGGGUUGCUCAAGGUGCUGGAGACCUUCGUGGCCUGCAUCAUCUUCGCGUUCAUCAGCAGCCCCUACCUGUACCAGCACAAACCUGCCCUGGAGUGGUGUGUGGCAGUGUACGCCAUCUGCUUCAUACUGGCAGCUGUUGCCAUCCUGUUGAACCUGGGGGACUGCACCAACAUGUUGCCCAUCCCCUUCCCUAGUUUCCUUUCAGGACUGGCCUUGUUGUCUGUCCUCUUCUAUGCCACUGCCCUUGUCCUCUGGCCCCUCUACCAGUUUGAUGAAAGGUAUGGUGGCUAUCCUCGGAGGUCAAGAGAUGUGGGUUGCAGUAACAGGCACUCCUACUACGUGUGUGACUGGGACCGCCGACUGGCUGUGGCUAUUUUGACAGCCAUCAACCUGUUGGCAUAUGUGGCUGACUUGGUGUACUCUGCCCGCCUGGUUUUUGUCAAAGUCUAAGGCUCUCCCAGGGCUCCCAUUUCUCUUUCCAAUAUCUUCAUCUUUCUCACGAAGGAGUUUACUUUCCCCCCUUCUCCUUUCCUUCCUGGUUCAUCACACACUCUCCCCUUUCUUUGAUUCCUUUUCACCCCUUUCUUCUUGUUCUGUUUCCUUGCCUUCCUGUUUUUGUUUUGUUGUCCACAUCCUGUUUUGCCUGUGCUCUCUUCUCCACUCUCUUCUUUUUACCUUUUCUUCCUCCUAUCUCUUUUCUGGGUUUCCUGCUGUUUUUUCCAUCACCUCUUCCCAUUUCCUUGGGAGCCCUGAGACUUCUUUCUUCUCUGCCCUCCACUCACCUCCAAAGGUGCUGAGCUCCACACAUCCCACACCUUUCUUUGCAGCUGUCUGUGUCACAGGCCUCCCAAGGGGCCUAAUUGCCAAAGCAUGCCUGCCUGCCCUAGCUGUGCCUUAGUCAGUGUGUGUAUGUGUGUGUUUGGGGAGUUGGGGAGGUGGGUAGUUCGGAAUUGGGCCCUCUUUCUCCCAGUGGAGGAGGGUAUACAGUAGACCUCCCCUUUAGGUUAAAAAAUCUUUGGGGGUCAUUAAUUUUCAGUGGGCAGGAGGCUACAUGCACAGAUCCUGGGACCUUAGGCCCCACCUGGCAGUGCUCAGCCUUGCCUGAGAUCAGUUCUAGAAGUUUUGCCAGCCUUACUAAAAACCCACUGCCUCUAGGCCAUCAUAAAUGAAGCAAGAGACUGGUACCCUUCAUCCCAGCUAUUUUCUGUUGUAUCAGAAAAAGGAGUGAGGCAAAGAAUAGCUGUUUAAAGUAUUUGUUAGGGCAGUAAUGUGGCCCGCUAGCCUCAGUGUUAAAAAUAACAUGUCCUGCUUUGGCAGGGAGAAGAAAAUGGCCAUGGCCGACUUCAAGGCAGUAUCAGCUUGGGUUUAUUUCUUUUCUUUUUCUAGUCAUGAAAGCAAAAAUUACUGGGUGGCCUCAUGGUUAAAGAGAGAAAUUUCUUUUCAGUUUUUCUUUUUGGGGGGGUGGGGAAGGAUGGGGAUUAGUGCUGCCAUAGCCAGAGGAAUGGCCUCACAUGAGUGUGGUGCGCACACACGGGUAUCUAUGUGUUAGUUGCUUCUUGCUGCUGCUUCUUGCUUCUUUGAAACUCACGUGCGCAGCAUGAUAUAUAUAAAUGUAUAAAUAUAUAUUUUAUUUUUUUUAAUUCCCUGGAGCUUUUGGUUUCCAUCAGUUUCUGUUCAUAGAUGCCUUGUCCCUUCCCCCAUUCCCACAUUCAUAAUGUUUUUUAAAAAUCUCAAUAUAAAGACUUAAAAAGGGA